UGGGGGAUACAGAGAAUACAAAAUGCAGAGAAUACUACGUAUGUGUAUACCAAGAAUAACAAAGAAGACAUUUACAUUGUUUUUUAUCUCAUUUCAGAUUGGGAGGCUACUCCAGAAACCGAGAAGUCACUUCUGAAGCUGGGCAUUUCAGUAAAAGAUUUAUUGCAGGAAAGAGGCACAAAAAAGAAUCACUGUUUUUCUAGAUUAAAAAAAUCCUGGGAUUGUGAUGCCACAUUAGAGAGGCAUCAGAGCAAUGAAGGAAAACUUUCUCAAAAAGAAAAAAUUACCAAAAAGAAACCUACAAAUAAAUCUAGAAGCCACAAAUAUAAUAAAUGUUAUAGAACCUUCACUCGAGGGCACAUUUUUUGGGCACAACAAAUACCUCUAAAAACAAAUCUUUGUAAACAUCAGGCCGAAAAAAAGGGCAUGAAACAAUCUAAAAAAUUAAGAAAAUGUAAGAAAACAUAUUCAGAGAAGGUAUUUUCCAAGUAUAAUGAAUUUGGGAGAUGCUUUAAUUUGUACUUUACUGAAAACCUCAGGCUACAAAAUGGAGAAAAAUGGUAUCAUUGUAAUGAAUGCAAUAAAGCCUUCAGCCAAAGGGUCAGUCUUAUUCAACAUCAUAGAAUACAUACUGGAGAGAAACCUUAUCAAUGUGAUGUAUGUGGGAAGACUUUCCGACAGAGCACUGGACUUACUCAACACCAGACAAUUCAUACAGGAGAGAAAUAUUAUGAAUGUAAUGAGUGUAAAAAAGCCUUUCGCCUGAGAUCACAACUUAUUCAGCAUUAUAGAAUUCACACUGGAGAAAAACCUUAUGAAUGCAAUGAAUGUGGGAAGACAUUCCGCCAGAACUCACAGCUUAUUCAACAUCGGACAAUUCAUACUGGAGAAAAACCUUAUGAAUGUGAUGAAUGUGGGAAGACCUUCCGCCUGAGAAUAGAACUUACUCAGCAUAAUAAAAUCCAUACUGGAAAGAAACCUUAUAAAUGUAAUGAAUGUGGAAAGGUCUUCCGACUCAGUUCACAACUUAUCCAGCAUCAGACAAUGCACAGUGGGGAGAAGCCUUAUGAAUGUAAUCAGUGUGGGAGAGCUUUCCGCCAGAGCACAGGACUUACUCAACACCAGACAAUCCAUACUGGAGAGAAAUGUUAUAAGUGUGAUGAGUGUGAGAAGGCCUUCCGCCUGAGAACACAACUUAUUCAACAUUAUAGAAUUCAUACUGGUGAGAAACCUUAUGAAUGCAAUGAGUGUGGGAAGGCCUUCCGCCAGAACUCACAGCUUAUUCAACAUCAGACAAUUCAUACUGGAGAGAAACCCUAUGAAUGUAAUGAAUGUGGGAAGACCUUCCGCCUGAGAAUAGAACUUACCCAGCAUCAUAAUAUUCAUACUGGAAAGAAACCUUAUAAAUGUAAUGAAUGUGGAAAGGUCUUCCGACUCAGUUCACAGCUUAUUCGCCAUCAGACAAUCCAUAGUGGGGAGAAGCCUUAUGAAUGUAAUCAGUGUGGGAGAGCUUUCCGCCAGAGCACAGGACUUACUCAACACCAGACAAUCCAUACUGGAGAGAAACAUUAUGAGUGUAAUGAGUGUAAAAAAGCCUUCCGCCUGAGAUCACAACUUAUUCAACAUUAUAGAAUUCAUUCUGGAGAAAAACCUUAUGAAUGCAAUGAAUGUGGGAAGGCUUUCCGUCAGAACUCACAGUUAACUCAGCAUCAGACUAUUCAUACUGGAGAGAAGCCUUAUGAAUGUAAUGAAUGUGGAAAGUCCUUCCGCCUGAGAAUAGAACUCACUCAACAUCAUAAAAUUCAUACUGGAAAAAAAUCCUAUGGGUGUAAUGAAUGUGGAAAGGCUUUCUGCCUGAAUUCACAGCUUAUUCAACAUCAGACAGUCCAUAGUGGAGAAAAGCCUUAUGAAUGUAAUGAAUGUGGGAAGACCUUCCGUAAGAAUGCAUACCUUACUCAACAUCAGAAAAUUCAUACUGGAGAAAAACGUUUCAAGUGUAAUGAAUGUGGAAAAACCUUUGUUCAAAGGGCAGUUCUUACUCAACAUUAUAGGAUUCAUACUGGUGAAAAACCUUAUGAGUGUAAUGAAUGUGGGAAGGCCUUUCGCCAGAGCACAGGACUUGCUCAACAUCAGGCAGUUCAUACUGGAAAAAAACAAUAUGAAUGUAAUGAAUGUGAGAGUGCCUUUAGUCAGAGAGCAGAUCUUAUUCGACAUCAUAGAAUUCAUACUGGUGAGAAACCUUAUGAAUGUAAUGAAUGUGGGAAAGCUUUCCGUCUGAGUACACAGCUUACUCGACAUCAUAGAAUUCAUACUGGAAAGAAACCUUAUGAAUGUAAUGAAUGUGGGAAAGCCUUUCGCUUAAAGACACGUCUUAAUGAACAUCAGACAGUUCAUACUGGUGAAAAACGCUUUGAAUGUAGUGAGUGUGGGAAGGCCUUCCGGCAGAAGACACAUCUUACUGAACAUCUGUCAAUUCACAGUGGUGAGAAACCCUUUGAGUGUAAUGAAUGUGGGAAGGCCUUCCGCUUGAGAACACAGCUUACUCAACAUCACAUAAUUCAUACUGGGGAGAAACCAUAUGAAUGUAAUGUAUGUGGGAAGGCGUUUAGUCAAAGGACAGAACGAAAUCGGCAUCACAGAAUUCACACUGGAGAGAAACGUUACGAAUGUAAUGAAUGUGGGAGGGCUUUCCGCUUGAGCACACACCUUACUCGGCAUAAGAGAAUUCAUACUGGUGAGAAACCCUAUGAGUGUAAUGAAUGUGAGAUGGCCUUCCGCCUGAGGGCCCAGCUUACUCAUCAUCAGAGAAUUCAUACUGGACAGAACAUUUAGGAGAGUAAUCAUUGAGGAAAGGGUGUUCUCCAGAACAAAUACAUAAUUUAAUACUAAAUAAAGAAAACUUGUCUAUGUAGUAAAUAUGAAAUGACUUUUAGCAACAGCACAGCACUUAGGAAAUGCCAAGUAAUAAAUAUUGAGAAGCCAUAAAUACACCCCUAGGAUUAUUGCCAGAUAUAUACUACUUUAUUUAAAAUUAAAGAACUGAAUUUAAAGGGAAACCCCACAUCUGAAGCAGACUCUUAUCCACUUUCCCAUAGCUAUUCCAAACCUUUUUCUUCCUCUUCAGAUUUCCAGCCUUCUUUCUCCCCAAACUCCAGUACUUGUUGGGAUUGGCACAGAUAAUUAGUUAUCUUAGAAAGUUUUUCCUUAAUCCAGUUUCAGCUUAAUGGACACAUCAGUAAGUGUGAGCUCUUCCCAAUUACUUUCUGUCUUAUUCCUCAAAGUGACUUUAGGCUAAAAGGAAUUUUUCCCAAAUAUAUUGUAAUCAUCUUCAGUCUGAAAACAGCUUUGUCGAUUGAGGUUUACCACCAAGUAAGGAGAUCCUACUUCUCUAGGUCUUUUAUUGAGAAUGCUGGCCCUAGAGCAGGCCUGCACAACAUAUGGCCUUGGGUCCCGCAUCCCUCAGGCCUGAAUGUAGGGCAGGCCUGUUUUAUAUUCUCUCUACAUUUUUUGAGGGCUACCCAAAAUCCUUUGGCUUGGCAGGCUGCAAGCACACUGGCGUCAGAAUUGGCCCUCGAGGUUGUGGAGGCCUGCCCUAGAGGGAUUUCUUCCCCAACCACUCUUAUGGGGCAGACUUAUGAGGCCUUUGCCCCCUUAGAUCUCACUUUGUCGGCAAUCCUUUUAUAGGCUCAGGGCACAGAUACUAAUUUCCUGGAAUGACUGUGGGACAGAAUAAAAGACAAGGUUGCCCAUCCCUAAUUAGGAACUAUUGGAAGCUGAGCUCUUGGGAAAAUCUUCCUGUAGCACAGACUUUCCUUAUGCUUUUUUUUUUUUACUGUGUACAGCAUAUAAAUUCUCAUAGCCACAAAGGAAAGGCCCUGUAGGAUUCACACUGUGUAUUUCUUUGUCUCCUUCUUAGGUGGGUUAAGGGUUGACAGGAUAUCUGGUCCCAUAAUUAACAUUUACUGGGUGUCUCCCACUUUGCAAAUACUUGGGCCUAAAUUGUGCUGAAUUAGAUGUCCCCAGUGUGGGUGCCUCUGAAGAAGUAGGUCAAAGUCUCACAUAGCACUACCAACUUUUUUAUCUCUCAGUUAACAAGCACUUAUUUUCUUUCCCCUCCCAAACCCUCAACUGUAAAAAGGGGGUGGGGGUGGGGGAAUGGGAAAAUAAAACCCUUGAAAUAAAUAUUUAGUAAGGCAAAGCAAAGCCACAUUGUGGCCACAUCCAUAAAUGUGUAUCUGUUCUGAAUCCUGAGUCCAUCACCCGUCUGUUAGGAGGUAGGUAGCAUGUUUCAUUGAUUUUCUGAAAUUGUGGUUGGUCAUUGCAUUGAUCAGAGUUCUUGAAUUACAAGGUUGUAAGCAUAUACAUUAUUAUGUUUCUCACUUCAAUCUGUUCAUGCAAGUCUUCCCAGGUUUCCCUGAAACCUUCCCUUUUGUCAUUUCCUAAAGCAUAACAGUA
Phascolarctos cinereus (koala) is the source of this 4455-nucleotide messenger RNA. Lineage: Eukaryota; Metazoa; Chordata; Mammalia; Diprotodontia; Phascolarctidae. The record is from RefSeq and is a predicted model, not a curated record.